Molecule: messenger RNA, 1257 nt
Organism: Magallana angulata
Lineage: Eukaryota; Metazoa; Mollusca; Bivalvia; Ostreida; Ostreidae
Product: putative nuclease HARBI1
Exons: 3
Coding region: 183-911 (242 amino acids)
Source: RefSeq, a predicted model, not a curated record
GAAAAUUCAAAAACAUGUAUCUAUAUUCAUUGAAACUUUAAUUUAAAUUUGAAUAAGCAAUAACAUUAACACACGAGAAUUAAUUUUUACAGGUGUUGGCAUCUCUUCGAGUUCUGUCCAAAGGAGACUUUCAGUCUGAGGCUGCUGACAUACAUGGUAUUUCUCAACCCUCGUUCAGCAGAAUGUUUAUGGGAGUAGUUGAUGCCCUGAAUGCCAGCCUUGACAACAUCAUUUUUCCAAUGGGGCAAGAGGAAAUUCUUCGGACAAAGGAGGAAUUUUUGAGGGUGGCAAACUUCCCCAACAUAGUUGGUGCCAUUGAUGGAACUCUGAUUCCAAUCAUGGGAAUGACUGGAGACGAUGAGCAUGUUUUUGUGUGCAGGAAAGGAUUUCAUGCCAUAAAUAUGCAGGGAAUCGUGACGGCUGACCUGAGAUUUACAAACAUCGUUUGCAAGUAUGGGGGUGCCACACAUGAUGCAUACAUACUUGCAAACUCGAGCAUUCCCGAGAUAAUGGACCAGCUGCCAGGUGGAGGAUGGCUUUUAGGGGACAGUGGCUACCCCCUUCGUCCAUGGCUAAUGACUCCUUUCCUCACGCCCCAAGCAGGACAACAGGAGAAGUACAAUGCCAGUCACAUCAAGACAAGAAACUGCGUUGAGAGGGCUUUUGGUGUCCUUAAGUCCAGAUUUCGAUGUCUGCACAAAACAGGAGGAGCUUUGGCCUACACUCCUUCAAAAUGUGUAAGGAUCAUCGAAUGUUGCUGCCGCCUCCACAACAGGGCCAUCGAAGACCGCAUUCCAGCACCAGCAACGGGACAAGUACCCAUCUUCUCUGAUAAUGACACUUUCAAUGCUGAAACUAUUGUCAAUGCAAACGCUGUUAACACCAGAAACAUCAUUGUUAGAAGAUUUUAAUUAUUUAGUGGAAUUGUCUGUUUAUUUGAUAUAUUUGCCUGUCCAAUAGUUAGUAAUUUUUGAUAAGUAAUGUGCAACACCCUGUUAAAUGUAGACUGAUAUUUUAAUUAUUCAAAUAAGUGAUAAAUUUUUUUCUGCGUACAGGUCAUUAUCUUUGAAUUGUACAACAGUUAGUACGUUAAAUGUGUUCUAAGACUGAUGUUUUCCAAUUUGUUAUCUAAAAAAUCAUGUUCUACAUUGUCAACUCAAUUAUGGUAAACGAUUUGGUUAUUGUUUUAGAUUUGUUUUAUUUGAUAUUUUUAAAGAGAGAUAUCAUUUAAAGCUGCCAUCUUACUGUAGAAUUGUA